AUGGAAGAAGUUGGACAGGACCCACUGGAUGAUGUGCAGGAAAUGAUGGAAAUACUGAAAUUAAAAGUCACAAAACAAAACCUUGACUACCUGAACUUAGACCUUGAAAAGGACCUGCAGAGACUGGAUGAGGCAAAUCAGGUUCUUCUCAGAAAAAUUCAAGAGAAAGAAGAAGCUAUUCAAAGUCUGGAAAGAGAGAUUGCCCUGUCACUAGGACAAGCCAACGAGAGGGAGGAGUUGAACCAUAUUGUAUCUGAGAAGGAGGAAUCCCUGAGGAACCUGAAAUCAGAGACAGCAAAGCUGGAAAAAAGCAACAAGGUUCUAGGCAGGAAGGUGGUGGAGCUUCAGAAGAAGAUUUCAAGGAGAGUUAAGAACACUGGCCUUGAUAAAGAAGCCCUAAAGCAGAUGUUGGUAGAACUGAAGGUGAGGCUACAAAAGUCAACAGAAUCCUGUGCAAAGCAAGAGAAGGAAUUGCUCAAGAUAGAGGGCGACUACCAAUCUUUGCAUCAGCUCUGUGAGGACCAGGCCCUCUACAUAAAGAAAUACCAGGAAAUUCUGAGACAGAUGGAAAAGGAAAAAGAGGUGCUUCUUCUUGAACAAGAAGUAUUCAAAGCCCAGAACAACUCCUCCCAAAUACUGAAACCUGGGUCAAUUCUGGUAGAGACCAUCCAAAGCAACAUGGAGAAGACCAUCAUUAAGAAACAGAAGAGAAUCUUUUGGUACAGACAUUUCAGGUGUGGUGUCUUCAUGGUCAUGAUCUUCAUUAGGCUGCUGGGCUAUGUGCUUUUCCACCUGCAGUACACGAACCCAGACCUUCUUGUGGAUGUCCUACCCAUGGUAAUCAGCAGGGACACCCUGAAGAGGCUGAGGGAGGUCUUACUUCCCUUCCUCACUCUAGAGGUGGAAGAAGUCCUACCACAUUAG
This is a messenger RNA of Lynx canadensis (Canada lynx), 924 nucleotides long. RefSeq names its product transmembrane and coiled-coil domain-containing protein 5B-like. Bases 1 to 924 code for a protein of 307 amino acids. The transcript has 12 exons. NCBI's taxonomy places the organism in Eukaryota, Metazoa, Chordata, Mammalia, Carnivora, Felidae. The record is from RefSeq and is a predicted model, not a curated record.